Molecule: messenger RNA, 2479 nt
Organism: Bicyclus anynana (squinting bush brown)
Lineage: Eukaryota; Metazoa; Arthropoda; Insecta; Lepidoptera; Nymphalidae
Gene: Tm1
Product: tropomyosin-2
Exons: 8
Coding region: 62-1291 (409 amino acids)
Biological process (GO): muscle contraction; actin filament organization
Cellular component (GO): actin filament
Molecular function (GO): actin filament binding
Source: RefSeq, a predicted model, not a curated record
GACAGUCAGUCAACAUGGCGGCGGGCGUUGCGCGGCCGGUCGGAGCGCGCGCUGUGCAGUGAUGUCCGCGCCCGCGCCCCACGCCCACGGGCGCACCCCCGUGCGGCGCAGGGGGCAUCAACACCACCCGCGGCUGAGGGGCGAAAGAGGGCCCGCCCCCGGGGCACCCGCCGACCCCAUUCCGUCCAAACGAGUGACCUUACACGGCCAAACACUAACAGAAGGAACAGACGAUGUUGUGCCUUGUGUCAAUAGUGUUAGUGAAUCUCAACGACUGACAAGGACGAAUAGUGACGAUGCACUUUCCAAUCGAAAUACAAUCGCGGACUCGAAUAUUUGUGAUGAAAAUGAAUUUGACGUUAGAAACGACUCGGUCGGGAGCUCCGAUGACGAUUUCUCCUUUCGAGAGGAGAGAUCUGCGGCUGACGGUGCAGACGUGACGGUGGUGGCCUCCGACGUAUCCGACGAUGAUCCCGAGACGGCCGAGCUCGCCAAACUUAGGUGUACUAGUGAAUGCACCGAGGUGCUGGCCGAAAGGGAGAACCGACGGCGGAGGAGAUGUGCGGACUAUCCUGGAUUAGCGUUCGGAAGCUCCAUAUUCUCGUCGGACACGAUGAUGAAAUUUUCCAUUAUCAAGAAUGAGCUGCAGAACAUAAAGAACACGGCGUUGAAAAGGGCCGAAUCCGAAGUUGCUGCGCUCAACCGACGCAUCCAGCUGCUCGAGGAGGACCUGGAGAGGUCAGAGGAGCGUCUGGCGACCGCGACCGCUAAGCUCGCGGAAGCCAGUCAGGCCGCCGAUGAAUCGGAACGAAUACGCAAGGCGCUGGAAAAUCGAACCAAUAUGGAGGACGACCGCGUCGCCAUCUUGGAAGCGCAACUGUCACAGGCUAAACUCAUCGCAGAGGAAUCCGACAAGAAAUACGAAGAGGUCGCUCGUAAGCUCGCCAUGGUUGAGGCUGAUCUGGAGCGCGCAGAGGAGCGCGCCGAAACCGGUGAAUCCAAAAUCGUCGAGCUUGAGGAAGAGCUCCGCGUGGUCGGCAACAACCUGAAAUCCCUAGAAGUCUCUGAGGAAAAGGCCAACCAACGUGAAGAGGAGUACAAAAAUCAGAUCAAAACCCUCACAACCCGCCUAAAGGAGGCUGAAGCUCGUGCUGAAUUUGCUGAGCGCUCUGUGCAAAAACUCCAGAAGGAGGUUGACAGGCUUGAAGACGAUCUGGUGUCCGAGCGCGAAAAGAGCAAAAUUCUGCAGGAGGAAAUGGAGGCCACGCUCCACGACAUCCAGAACAUGUGAACAUGCCCUAUCUCCCCCGCCCGACUCACUUUACCUAUAUAUCGAUAUCGAGGAACUAAUGCGCCCCUCACUAGCCGACUCUCGUAAUGGCAGCGUCACUUGACAGCUGACAGGCGGCCAUUGCGGGAGCGCGUCUACAAUCUAUGAAUCGCGGGCUUUUCGAGCCGGGAUGAAUGAACUAUCGUUUUAUUUAUUGAUUUCUUUAUUUUUUACUUAUGAUUCUUUUCUUAUUUUAUUUUUGAUAUGAUUAUUUUAUUAUAAUGACUAGUUAAUUUGAAGUGAAGCGGGCGGGUGACUAGAUGUUACUAGAGUAUAAAUUGCCAGCCGCUUUUAAGUAACGUCAAGAUCGAGUGUUCGCUACGACACCACUGCCAUGUGCAAUUUUUUUUUUAAUUUCGUACACAAUCUAAUGUUUUUUUUGUCCCGUAAGUAUGCCAUUAAGUGUAAUUCUUCAUUUUUGUGUUAGUCAUUUGUAAAAACUACCGUUGUUUUAGCUCAAUAUAUAGUGCGUACUUUAAAUUAUUGAUUAAGAUAUUUCGACAUUCCUUUAUUGGGACCAAAACGAGUCGCAAAUUAUCUUUUUCUAAAUUAAUGGUUUUUUAUAAAAGACAUUUAUAUGAAAAACAUUCCUAACGAUAGCUUGCUAAGCGAUUCCGAUGAAAAUAUUUAGUUUUAUAUUGGGGAGUGCACUGUUUGCGAUUUAUUAUGAACUUUUUUAUUUACUUAAUACUAGGAAAGAGAUUAGUUAUUUUUAUUUAAUGAGUGAUGGUAACACGUAUAAUAAUGAUAUUUAUGAGAAAAUGCUUGAUUUAUGAUAUGAAGUUAAUGAUAUUCUAUAAUUAUAGUUUCGAGAAUGUUCUUUUUUUCUUGUGUCAUAGUUUCCCUUGUUAUUUAUUAAAAAUAAUCUAUGGUUAAUGACAGAUAAUUACUAGAUUUAGUACACGUUACUAUAGCACUAUCUAAUGGCAAAAACGCUGGCAAUUCAUCCCAGGCUGUUCCGGGGUGACUUAUGAAUACAGAUUAUGAAAAUGUAAUUUAAAAUGAUCAAUCGAGGGUAAUCCGUCUUUUUUUUUUAAAUAAAAGUUAUCGAUUAAUAAAUGGAUAGAUAAGUUCGUGAGAAAUAAAUUAAUGAUUUUUAAGAGUAUUCUAACACAAGUGUUUAUAAAUAUAUUAUAUUAUUAUUUUUAA